AAGUGCGCAGCGCCGCGGCCGCCGCCAUUACAGGGUGCCGGAGCGAGAGGCGGGGAGGGCCGGGAGAGAGCGAGGCCGGGGCCUCUCGCGCGCGCUCUGCCUGGGUGGGCCGUUGCGCCGAGGCACCGUUGGCUGCCCCUCCCCCGCUCGUCCCUGCGCCCCUCCGCGGCCCCUCCCCUCGGUCUUAUCCUCCUGCCGCCCGGCACUCCCUCCCUCCCUUCAAAGCUGAGCGGACGGCGAGGGGCCGGCCGGCCGGCAUGGAGGACAAGAUCUUCACCAAGGAGCUGGACCAGUGGAUCGAGCAGCUCAACGAGUGCAAGCAGCUGAGCGAGAGCCAAGUGCGGAGCCUCUGCGAAAAGGCUAAAGAGAUCCUUACAAAAGAAUCAAAUGUACAGGAAGUACGUUGUCCUGUCACAGUUUGUGGAGAUGUCCACGGUCAGUUCCAUGACCUUAUGGAGCUCUUUAGAAUUGGUGGGAAGUCACCGGACACAAAUUAUCUCUUCAUGGGCGAUUAUGUUGACAGAGGAUACUACUCUGUAGAAACUGUGACUCUUCUUGUGGCGUUAAAGGUGCGCUACCCUGAACGAAUUACAAUUCUGAGAGGCAACCACGAAAGCAGACAAAUUACACAAGUAUAUGGCUUCUAUGAUGAAUGUCUACGGAAAUAUGGAAAUGCCAAUGUUUGGAAGUAUUUCACAGAUCUGUUUGAUUAUCUUCCCCUUACAGCUCUAGUAGAUGGGCAGAUAUUCUGUCUCCAUGGAGGUCUUUCUCCGUCUAUAGAUACACUGGAUCAUAUCAGAGCUCUUGAUCGUCUGCAGGAAGUUCCACAUGAGGGCCCUAUGUGUGAUCUCUUGUGGUCUGAUCCAGAUGAUCGUGGUGGUUGGGGGAUAUCUCCACGUGGUGCUGGCUACACAUUUGGCCAAGACAUUUCUGAAACAUUUAACCACGCCAAUGGACUUACGUUGGUGUCUCGUGCUCAUCAGCUUGUAAUGGAGGGCUACAACUGGUGCCAUGACCGGAAUGUGGUCACCAUUUUCAGUGCACCUAAUUACUGUUAUCGUUGUGGGAACCAGGCUGCUAUCAUGGAACUAGAUGACACUUUAAAAUAUUCCUUCCUUCAGUUUGAUCCAGCACCUCGCCGUGGAGAGCCUCACGUCACUCGGCGUACCCCAGAUUACUUCCUAUAAUCAUCUUUUCUGAAACCUGGCCUUGAUCAGAAGAAGAUACCCGGCAUUAGGGGAGGGGCAAUCGUUUCUGUGAUUCAGUUGGGGUCUGUCUCAGCAUAAAGCCUCUUCAUGGACCAAACUGUGCCAGAAUGAGGAUGACGAGCUUUGAGCACAACUUAAAAAAGACUGACUUCAACACACUAACCAAUCCUAGAUCAGCCAGUUUGCCUGCUGUAUUCUGUAGAGUCAUUGUUUUUCUUCUGGAUGGUUCAGAGAGAAAAAAGGUAACUAACACCCAUCUCCCUUUCAUGCUUACAUGUAAAUUUUAGUUGUAGUGUUUAACUGGCAUGUUAUUAACGUUUUGAAAGUCUAAGGAAAAUGCACAAACUAACUUGCCUCUUAACUCUUAUUGCCCUCUAUUUUAUUGACAUAAGUAACUUAACUGGAGGAAAAAGGAUUCUUCUUCGGAGUAUGUUGUCAUAAAAGCUUUCACUCCACGUAAGGUAGAUGACUGUUCUGUGUUGAUCCUACUUUUUUUCUGUAUAUUUGUCAUGAAAGUGCUUGCAUCUUCUUUGAUGUAUUUGAACAAAUAAACCUACAAAUCAUUAAUCCAA
This is a messenger RNA of Sphaerodactylus townsendi, 1780 nucleotides long. It is a transcript of the gene PPP2CB, whose product is annotated as protein phosphatase 2 catalytic subunit beta. Gene Ontology annotation, molecular function: protein serine/threonine phosphatase activity. Gene Ontology annotation, cellular component: cytosol. The coding region runs from base 258 to 1187 and encodes 309 amino acids. Gene Ontology annotation, biological process: mitotic cell cycle; peptidyl-serine dephosphorylation. The record is from RefSeq and is a predicted model, not a curated record. The transcript is spliced from 7 exons. NCBI's taxonomy places the organism in Eukaryota, Metazoa, Chordata, Lepidosauria, Squamata, Sphaerodactylidae.